AUGCCUACUGUCACCAUCGGCGUAUUAGCCCUCCAGGGCGGCUUCCACGAGCACCUCGACCUCGUCCGGAAGGCCGCCGCCUCUCUCGCAGCCGCCCCGGCGCCAAGCCCGAUCCCCGAAAUCGCAACUACAGAAGUUCGCACCGAGGAGGAGCUCCGCCGCUGCGAUGCCCUCAUCAUUCCCGGCGGAGAGAGCACUGCGAUGGCGCUGGUGGCCACACAGUCCGGGCUGAUGGAGCCAUUAAGAGAAUUUGUCAAAAUCAACCGCAAACCAGUCUGGGGAACAUGCGCCGGCGCAAUCCUGCUUGCCGACGAGGCAAACGCCACCAAGAAGGGUGGCCAGGAGCUCAUCGGCGGCCUCGGUGUGCGGGUUCACCGUAACCAUUUCGGCCGCCAGAUCGAGAGCUUCGUCGCUGACCUCAACCUGCCGUUCCUGUCGAGGGGCGACGGUGUUUCGAAAACGGCAGAGACGCCUUUCCCCGGCGUCUUCAUCCGCGCACCGAUUGUCGAGGAGAUCCUCUCCAAGGACAGCAAGUCGGCAGUCGAGGUCCUCGCCGUGCUACCCGGGCGCAAGACGAAGGCGAAUGGCGUGAGCCAGAGCACGGCAGAUGAUUCGGUUGGUGACAUCGUCGCCGUCCGGCAGAGCAACAUCUUCGCCACGAGCUUCCACCCGGAGCUCACUGACGACAUUCGCAUUCACGUCUGGUGGUUGGAGCAGGUCAUCCGGAGCCUGCCUCCGGCGUGA
Colletotrichum karsti is the source of this 744-nucleotide messenger RNA. RefSeq names its product pyridoxine. The transcript is spliced from 2 exons. Gene Ontology annotation, molecular function: glutaminase activity. Bases 1 to 744 code for a protein of 247 amino acids. The record is from RefSeq and is a predicted model, not a curated record. Gene Ontology annotation, cellular component: cytosol; glutaminase complex. Lineage: Eukaryota; Fungi; Ascomycota; Sordariomycetes; Glomerellales; Glomerellaceae. Gene Ontology annotation, biological process: pyridoxine metabolic process; pyridoxal 5'-phosphate biosynthetic process.